Messenger RNA from Ipomoea nil (Japanese morning glory), 759 nucleotides. RefSeq names its product ubiquitin carboxyl-terminal hydrolase 13-like. Gene Ontology annotation, molecular function: protein binding. The coding region runs from base 72 to 743 and encodes 223 amino acids. Lineage: Eukaryota; Viridiplantae; Streptophyta; Magnoliopsida; Solanales; Convolvulaceae. The record is from RefSeq and is a predicted model, not a curated record. The transcript has 5 exons.
UCAAAUCUUCAAAUCGCACCCACUACGCUAGCUGUUUAUAUACCACCAACAAUUUCCUUAAUUGUCCUCCCAUGGCCACAUUCGUCAGGGAAGAUGGGGUUUCAUUGUCAACUACAGACGUGGCGCCCAGUCACUUCAUAUUCAAGAUUCAAUCCGUGUCUUUACUUACAGAAUACAACGUGAACAAGUGCACUUCAGCUCAGUUCGAAGCCGGAGGCUACAAAUGGAAGUUGAUUUUUUACCCAAAUGGGAACAAACGGAAUGAUGUUACAGACCACAUAUCUAUGCACCUAGCAAUGGCGGAUACCAGAGGUUUCCAACCCGGCUGGGAAAUCUACGCCGUGUUCCGCCUCUUCUUGCUUCAUCCAAACAACGAUACCUAUUUGCUCAUUCGAGAUGUGCAAGAAAAAGGGAGGCGGUUUCGUGAGACGAGGACGGAAUGGGGAUUCGACAGAGUCAUCCCUGUCGGAACGUUCAAUGAUCCUUCGUAUGGAUAUGUGGUGGACGAUGUAUGCGUGUUUGGUGCAGAGGUUUAUGUGCAUAAAGAGUUGAGAUUCUAUAAAGGAGAGUGUUUGUCAAUGAUAAAGACCCUGAUCCUACUAAGUAUAUUUGGACAAUCUUCAAUUUUUUUGUUCCCGAGAAGCCCUACCACGAUUCCCCCAUAUUCCAACAAUGGAAGAUGCGGGUAUAUCCAAACGGGAAGGACGGCAAGGGCACCCACGUGUCCUUGUCUUUACAUCUAGCUCUGGGUGGUGAACA